UCAUUUUCCAAUUGGCGCUCGUACACCGCGGCCGUGCCGUCGAUCCGACAACAGUCGCAGCAGCAGCAGCCGCCGCCGCCGCAGCAGCAGCCGCCGCCGCCGCCGCCGACGACGACGCAUUCAUCUCGACGGUCGCCAGUAUUACCACACGCCGUCGUCACAACCACUUCUACGCCACGGCCGGUACAACUGUUGUUACCAUAAUAUUGCCGCAGACUACUGAUACAGUCACCGCUGAUAACUCGUGGUUUUCACACGACGGCGAUAAUAGUAAAAUACAAUAAACAGUCGUCGACCGCCGUUGAGCUGAAAUAAAUUUUUCUGCCUACUCACCAACGGCAUCGGCGCCGACAGCUUAUAAUUUGAAAUAAAUAGGUACUAAAUUCAUUGUAAUUAUAAUAAACGCAUUUUUCGACAUGCAAACGUCGUUCACGUCCACGCCGUCCGCUCAAUUUAGUUCCUACAACAAUGUUUUCCGUUUCUUGUAGUCGGCUCCCGAACGUUUCUCAUUAAAGUCGAAAAGCAUUUGACUUUACGCGUCUUCACUGGAGCGUAUUCAAAUAUUGCACACGCAUCAUCAACAAGAGGAAUCAUCCGUCCAUCGCCAUGUCGUCUCCGACCAACUCCGUCCCAUAUGGAGUACAGAUUCUGCAAAAAAUUUCCGAUAAGUGUCCCAGACUCAGCCGGAUCAUCGACCGUGAAAAUCUCUAUAAAUAUAGUGUUCUUGUUUUGACCUUCAUCACAUAUGCGGCUUAUCAUGCAUCUCGAAAACCUAUUAGUGUUGUUAAAAUUGUAUUGUACCAAAACUGUUCUGAAGUUACCACUCCUGCUCCUAUUAACAACACAGAUCCUGAUUGGUGUAACUGGGCUCCAUUUAAUGCUGAAAAUCACAGUGCUUUGUUUGGAACAUUGGAUUCAGCAUUUCUUUUUGCCUAUGCGAUAGCAAUGUUUUUUAGUGGUUUAAUUGCGGAACGCGUCAACAUACGAAUUUUUCUAACAAUUGGAAUGAUUUUAUCAGGUACAGCUUGCUCAAUGUUUGGAUUAGCUCAUUUUUACAAUAUACAUUCCAUGUGGUAUUUUAUCGGAGUUCAGAUAUUUGGUGGUAUUUGUCAAACUACUGGAUGGCCGGGUGUUGUAACUGCUAUGGGCAAUUGGUUUGGCAAAGGAAACCGAGGGUUUAUAUUUGGUAUUUGGAAUUCUCAUACAUCUAUUGGAAAUAUCAUUGGUACUUUACUUGCCAGUUUGUAUGUUGAAUCCAACUGGGGAUUAUCAUUUAUUGUUCCUGGAAUAUUUAUAAUUACUUCUGGAAUUCUAAACUAUUUGUUUCUUGUGGUCCAUCCAACUGAUAUCAAUACUGAUACUCAUUUGAAUGAAAAAGUCCAGAAUGGUCACAAGGCCUUAGAGAGAAAUGGAAUACGAAGACAAUCUUCUCAUCAUGACUAUAACAUACCAGAAGAAAAUGAAAUAUUGAAGGGCAGUUCAGAAGAGGACGAGGUCAAAGAAAAAACUGAAGGUAGCCCAAUUCUUUCCCAUCUAAAUGGUUCACCAAAAAAAGCUGUUGGUUUUAUUGGCGCUAUCAAAAUUCCUGGUGUAGUUGAAUUCUCGAUGUGUUUAUUCUUUGCAAAACUAGUCAGUUACACUUUUCUAUACUGGUUACCAAAUUAUAUCAAGAAUUCUUCCACUUAUAGCCCUUCGCAAAGUGCAGAUUUGUCUACUUUAUUUGAUGUUGGUGGUAUUUUCGGUGGAAUUGCUGCAGGAAUAUUCAGUGAUAUGUUUGGAAAAAGUGCAUGUACAUGUGCAGUCAUGUUGUUUUUGGCCAUUCCAUCUUUAUAUAUUUACAAUUUGUUGUCUUCGGUCAGUUUGAUUGUGAACAUUGCUUUAUUAGUUAUUGCUGGUGGUCUUGUUAAUGGACCAUAUGCUCUGAUUACUACUGCGGUGUCUGCUGAGCUAGGAACACACAGCUCUUUAAAAGGAAAUGCCAAAGCAUUAUCUACUGUUACAUCUAUUAUUGAUGGCACUGGAUCAAUAGGAGCAGCCGUUGGACCUCUUCUGGCUGCUUACAUAUCCGACCAUUUUGGUUGGACAAGUGUUUUUUAUAUGCUUAUGAGUUCCAAUGUACUUGCAAUAUUGUUGCUUACACGACUAGUCAAGCGAGAACUCCAGAAUGUUGGCUAGCUCCAAAAUACCCUACAACUGAUAAGACUUAAAUGAAGAAUGAAACAUAUUAGUUUGUAAAAUGUCUUUGCUUUCAUGCAAUUGGUUAAAUGAAAAAAUACACAAAAAUUAACUUUUUGUA
Messenger RNA from Melanaphis sacchari, 2296 nucleotides. It is a transcript of the gene MFS16, whose product is annotated as glucose-6-phosphate exchanger SLC37A2. NCBI's taxonomy places the organism in Eukaryota, Metazoa, Arthropoda, Insecta, Hemiptera, Aphididae. Gene Ontology annotation, biological process: transmembrane transport. The coding region runs from base 607 to 2175 and encodes 522 amino acids. Gene Ontology annotation, cellular component: membrane. The transcript is spliced from 15 exons. The record is from RefSeq and is a predicted model, not a curated record. Gene Ontology annotation, molecular function: transmembrane transporter activity.